Molecule: messenger RNA, 561 nt
Organism: Salvia miltiorrhiza (redroot sage)
Lineage: Eukaryota; Viridiplantae; Streptophyta; Magnoliopsida; Lamiales; Lamiaceae
Exons: 3
Coding region: 1-561 (186 amino acids)
Source: RefSeq, a predicted model, not a curated record
AUGGCGGAACCCCAGCAUGAUUCUUCGCCUGAUUCCGACGAUGUAGCUGAAAGGUUCAUGGAGUGGGUAGAGAUGCAGAAACAACCACCGGGGUAUAUUUUCGACGAGUAUCUCAAAGUCACCGACUCCACCGGGCGUGUAUGCCUCAAGAAGUUCUGCAAGGCGAUCAUCCGGGCUUUCAGAGCCUAUUACCUGUGCCGUCCAACGUCGGAGGACGUCCAACGCCUCAUUCAUAUGCACGAGACGCGACACGGCUUUCCCGGGAUGCUCGGGAGCUUAGAAGAACUGCAUUGGGCGUGGAAGAACUGUCCAAAGGCGUGGCACGACGCCUACACACGCGGAGGAACGGCGGUGCCGGUGGUCUUUCAUGCCAACCAGCGUGAAUACCAGAUGAGCUACUACUUGUGUGACGACAUAUAUCCGAAGUGGCGUUGCUUCGUCAAGAGUCCACCAAUGGCGACCAAUUCGAAGGAGGCAAGGUUCAAGAAGAUGCAAGAAUCGACACGAAAGGAUGUCGAACGCGCCUUUGGAGUCCUUCAGGCUCGAUGGGGAAUCAUAUGA